Manis javanica (Malayan pangolin) is the source of this 4114-nucleotide messenger RNA. It is a transcript of the gene GNG4, whose product is annotated as G protein subunit gamma 4. Gene Ontology annotation, cellular component: heterotrimeric G-protein complex. The record is from RefSeq and is a predicted model, not a curated record. Lineage: Eukaryota; Metazoa; Chordata; Mammalia; Pholidota; Manidae. Gene Ontology annotation, molecular function: G-protein beta-subunit binding. Gene Ontology annotation, biological process: G protein-coupled receptor signaling pathway.
UGGCCAAGUGGGUGCGGCCACGUGGACAGAAGGGGGCGGGGAGCGGGGUCACGCACUCUGCGCCCCGCGGGUCCCGGACGCGCUCCGGGCACCCAGCACUGGACGCUGAGCGCACAAGUACGUGGCGUCGGGGCGUCCCGGCUCUCAGACGUGGCACGGCUCGGCAGCCUGCUCCCCGCCCCCGUCCAGCACCAAGUGGUCUGUCCGGCCCCGGCGGCACGGGCGCACUCCUCACCGCCAGCCCGAGAGCGCCUUGCCGCGGGAGCAGGACGCGGAGCCAGACCCUGUGCCGCCCGCGCCGCGCCGGGUGAGGAGCGAUGCUGUUCGGCCUGACCGGCCCCCGCAUGCGCCUCCCUGUAGACAAAGCCCGCGCGUAAGCGGCGCCCUCGGCCCGCGCCCCGCUCGGGUGAGCCUCAAAGCAGGAGCCCAGAACCAGCCGCUCCUCUGACGACCAUCAGCUAGUGCUGCUGCAUCCAGCCUGUCCCCUGCCAGGCCCAUCACUGUGCCACCUCUCAGCAGGGGCAGCAGAAUGAAAGAAGUCAUGUCCAAUAACAGCACCACGAGCAUCUCCCAAGCCAGGAAGGCUGUGGAACAGCUGAAGAUGGAAGCCUGUAUGGACAGGAUGAAGGUCUCCCAGGCAGCGGCGGACCUCCUGGCAUACUGUGAAGCCCAUGUGCGGGAAGACCCUCUCAUCAUACCAGUGCCUGCGUCGGAAAACCCCUUCCGAGAGAAGAAGUUCUUUUGUACCAUCCUCUGACUCCGUUUGUUAGGAAUAUGUCUCCUUGUCUGUCCGUCAACUCCCUGAUAGAGACCGUGCAUGCUCUUAGCUUUGGGCUCUCCCUCCCUCCACCCCUACCUGACCUGGAUUGCUGGAGCUGGCCUCGUCCUGUCACUAAUUUCCUUCAUUACAUUUGAGUUUACUUCUUUUCAUUUUCAUAACUGGCAGAGAAAUAGACAUUUUUGUGACUAAAUAACAAAUUGCCAAGUAAAAAUAAGUAUGGGUUGGAAUUAAAUGUCAAUUCCCAAAUUUAAAUACAUUAGGUUAAUACAUUUCAGUGGGUAACUGACUACAAAGAAAAACUCCAACAACACCCCAUUCACAAGGAUUCGGUAACAAAUUAGUGCAUUUUAACCAUUGAAAUAUAUGGGUAAAGUUUUCAUCUCCCUAGAGAAAACAGUUCUGAAAGUUCUCUAUUCCCUGUUUCCCCAUUAUUCUAUCAAAAAGGAAAUAACCCACAACAUCAGACUUUUUCUUAAUGUAUGUCUACCUGGGGCCAUAUGGCCUAGACCCUAACAAGGGCCCAGGAUCCUGUUUCCCAGAUUGUCACUGACCAUAUUGGAGGUGGUCCUUCUACAAAUGUAGCUGUUGGGUGGAUAUUUUAGCAAGCUUAACCAUAAAUGUGCACUGUGACAGCCAUCUGUCUAUGUGCUCCAGCAGGGCUGGCCGAGGCAUCAUCUCCCUUCCACUCAUGCCACCUCUUUCUGCUGCCUCCGGAUUCCGGCUCUCCUGCAGCAGACCCAACAUGGGCUGGGUUCUUAACAAGGGCCUGUUCUGGGCACUGCACUGGACCCUGUGGGGUUUUGCCAGAGUGGCCCCUGCUCCGGAGGAGCAAGUCACAGGAGCAGCAGCUCCCUCUGUGCUACCCACUGAUGAGAGCAUUAAUGUGAGCUCACUUCCUUAACCUUCCAACCAUCAACAGGUGCCACGAGAACAUGUCUGUUAGAAAGAGACAGAAACUGGCUCAGAAAGAUUAUGUCAUUUCCCCAGAGUAUUGGAUAGGAAAAGAAAAUGAAUACUUGAGUGCUGGAUGCCUGGCCGAGAGGCCCCUGAGCCCAUGAGCAAUGCCCCUUCCAGGUCGCCCUGUUUGCAGGGAGGUAGGCCCACAGACAACCUGACCCACACAACCUGAGUACAGUGGCUGUGGUCCGAAGGUGGCAUGCUUCUCUUCCCGCCCCUGCCAGGAGGAGGCAUCUUCUGGCAGCUUAAGGAAAACCGUACACGGAUGCCAGGUGGAAGGCUAGAUAGCUCUUUGGUUUUCUGAGACAAACUUGCAGGCCCCAGUGAAAACAAACUCAUGCCACCCCUGAUGAAAGGAGAGAAUACAGAGAGGACGUCUGUCUGUUCUCUUCCACUUGUUAGGAAACCACCUCCCUCCCCAGCUCACCCCAGCUGGCUCUGUGAUGCGGGACAAGCAAGCCACGGUGCCUCAAGUGCUAACCCGCAAGUUGAGGGUAAUGGGAAUUAUGCUGCCCAUCUCUCCUGUCUAGGAGGACAUGGAGAGGUGCUCCAUGGAGGAAAGUUCUGAUGAUCAUUCAAAAUAAAUAAAUGUGCCAACUGCCAAGAUGUAACAUGGGGAAGAAUGCAUGACUUCAAAGAUAAGAUGGUUCAGUUGCAAGAAUAAUGUAAAAUUGCCUGCAAAGAGCCAGAUACCAUGUCAGAUCAGUUAAUAACUUGCUUUCCUUGUAAGUGGUUUUAGGACACUUUUUUCUUUAUCGAAAACCAUUCUUAGUUUCAUUAAACCUCACUGGUAACACAAGUGUUGUUAGGAAGCUGUGUGCUCAAACAAUAGCAGAAUUUUAUGCUGUAUUUGCUAUUAAGGCUUCAAAUCCUUCCCUAUUUUGGCUCCAUGUCAACAUCAUUAACCCGAUGAAGCAAAACACAAUCCAUAGGCGCACAUCAGAGAAGCUGAGAAAGUGGCUCAGCGUGAAGCUGGCUCCAUCAAGUCAAGAAGAAAGCGUGCUUCUCUUCCUCCCAACCUCCUCCCGGGUAUUCCCACCUUUACUAUCCCUCCAUUUCCUGCCUCCCUGGCUUUUCCCUCUCUUUUUCCUUUUCCUCAUCUCUUCCUUGCAUUCCUCCAUGAAGUUUCCUAUCCUUUUUACUACAUCUUUUCCUUCCAAACCUAUCACAUUUUGUGUGGUUUGCCCCUUCCAAAGCAUCCCUGAGCUCAAUGCCGUCUUCUUAAAACAAGUUCAUGUGUAUGGGCUCUGAGAUACAUGAAUGUGUGAAUGAGCCCCCUCUGCUCCUGGCAGCUAUUGGGAGGUGAGUGAAAUGGAGUGCCUAUAGUGGACUGUUGUCAUUUUGUUGUUAGAGUUUGGCUGUCCAGCAUCUGACACCCCCUUUUCUGUGGGGGGAAUCACCCUUUCCAUAUAGAUUAAGGGGUAUGUAAAAGUGGGGAGGCCUUCCCUGUCUCUCGGGUACAGCCCCCUUUCCAGCUCUGGGCAGACCAGGGAGUGGCCAGUGACCUGGGGUGAAUUACCUGAACUCUCUCCUUGGGCUCCUGAGCUUCAGAGUAAGUGCCACAGAAAUGAAGGCCUGAGAGAUUCAUCCCACGGGACCUGCAGUGGCCCAGGGGUAGCAAUGGCCCAGCAGGGAAGGAGUCUAGGACUGGCAGCCUGCAGGAUGGCUUGUCCAAUACCCAGGGAUGGCAGAGUCCAGAGGAGACUGUCCCUGCUUCAUUCCUCCAGUCCCGUGGAGCUGUCACCUCCACCAUCAUCCUAGGUCUCCCUCCUUGCCUUCUGUUAAGUCCUCGGGCCUCUAAGCUCCAUCCAAUCAAUUCCUAUUCUUCCAUGAAAUAGCCUGGGUUGACUGUGCAUCAGAUAACCUAAAAACCCCAUUCCUAGGUGUGUACCCAAAAAGAAUGUGUGUGUAUAUAUAUAUCUAUAUACCAAAAGAAAUGUACUAGAUUGUCCAUAGAAGCACUAUUCAUAAUAACUGCACACUGGAAAGCACCCAAAAGCCCUUGUUGCAUGGAUGAAGAUACUACGGUAUACUCACACAGUGAAAUCCUAUACAGCAAGAAUGAUCCUGCAGCCACACCCCGCAGCAUAGUGUGAGUCUCAGAAUAAGGCAAGCAGGUGCCGUGGGAUCCCAUUUACAUCAAGUGUGAGGCCCUGGGAAGCUACUGGGCUGCUACAAGAAGGGUGUUUGUUACUGUUGACAGGCUGGCUACCAGAAGGGAACAAGGGGAGCUUCUGGGAUUCUGUUUCUUGAUCUGAUUGCUGGUUCCCUGGAUGUGUCCACUUUGUCAAAAUUCCUGGGGCUGUACACUUUGGUUCUGUGCCAUUUUCUGUGUGUAUGUUACACUUCAAUAAAAGUCGUUUUUUUGUGGCUAGC